UCCCCGCCUGAGAGUGGAGCUUCUCCCUCCGCGCCCGCAGCGCGCCCAGGAACCUCACCGUGCCAUCGUCCGGCCGCUCCUUCUGUCUCGCCAGACCCGGCCUGGGCGCGGCUCCCUGUCUCCCUUUCUGUGCCUGUGCCGUCGCGGGCGCCACGGUCUGUCCACGCUGGGGUCCGACGGGCUGGGGGCAGCUGGAUCGGGAACCAUGAAGGUCCCGGGAGCCGUGCUCCGCGAGGGCGAGCUUGAGAAGCGCAGCGACAGCCUCUUUCAGCUGUGGAAGAAGAAGCUUGUGGUGCUGAGCACCGACCGCCUGAGCCUGUUUCCCGACGGCCCGGCGGCGGCCCGGCGAGGCGCGCGCCCUAAGGAGCUGCGCUUCCAUUCCAUCCUCAAGGUGGACUGCGUGGAGCGCACCGCCAAGCACGUCUACUUUACCAUCGUCACCAGGGACCGCAAAGAGAUCGACUUCCGCUGCCCCGACGAGAGCUGCUGGAACGCCUCCAUCACCAUGGCGCUCAUCGACUUCCAGAACCAACGCGCCAUCGAGGAUUUCAGGAGCCGGCAGGAGCUGGAGCGGGAGCGAGAGCGGGAGCAGGUGGGGCCCCCUGAGCGCCGGCUGGCCCGCGCGCCCUGAGCCUCCGCGUCGGCCCAUCCGGCCCGACCUGACCCAGAGAGACCCAGAACAUUCUGGCUGGACCUUGAUGGGGACCUUGUCUUGCACUGAAAGGGCCCCUGGAGGACCCGUGAAGGAAGAGGUGCUGAAGCGAGAGCCAGAUCUCCCUGCCAGCAGGGAGAGCCCCACCCCACCAUGCUCCCCUGGGCUCUGCCUGACGCCAGGCUUGGGGGGGGCGAAGUGGAGCCAAAGACUUUCCCACCAGGGUUUGGGAGCCAGCAGCCGGUUCCUGGGGCCCGCGGUGCCACCGAGACACCUAUUUAUAAGUUGUGAAGACUGUGGCAAUCCGCUCCCAGAGGGUUGGACAGUGCUUAAGUUAUUUGUAGUAUCUAUAUAUUUGUAUUUAUUUCAGUGACUAGUUGGCUUCAAACAUUCUGUUUUAAUAUUUUUUUUCAUAAUGUGUCCAUUCCAAAUAAAUUACUUGCAAUGUUCACGUUUCUA
Molecule: messenger RNA, 1111 nt
Organism: Vombatus ursinus (common wombat)
Lineage: Eukaryota; Metazoa; Chordata; Mammalia; Diprotodontia; Vombatidae
Gene: PHLDA2
Product: pleckstrin homology like domain family A member 2
Exons: 2
Coding region: 206-631 (141 amino acids)
Biological process (GO): positive regulation of apoptotic process
Molecular function (GO): phosphatidylinositol phosphate binding
Source: RefSeq, a predicted model, not a curated record